Molecule: messenger RNA, 441 nt
Organism: Scomber japonicus (chub mackerel)
Lineage: Eukaryota; Metazoa; Chordata; Actinopteri; Scombriformes; Scombridae
Product: neuritin-like
Exons: 3
Coding region: 1-441 (146 amino acids)
Biological process (GO): nervous system development; neuron projection extension
Cellular component (GO): plasma membrane
Source: RefSeq, a predicted model, not a curated record
AUGGGAUUUUUCAUGUCGACGAAGAUCGGAGGGAUUCUUGCAUUUGCCUUGGUGUUCCUGUCCCUUACCGUGUCAGGAGACUCAGCAGAUGUGAAGUGUGAGAACAUUUAUAAGGACUUUUCUGAUUGUGUCCUGGAGCUGGGAGACAGCAUGGACAACUAUCAGGAGAAUGUGACCAGUGAGAGGGGAGUUGCAGCAGUGUGCAGCCACUGGGAAGCUUUCCACACAUGUGCCCUGACGGCGCUGUCUGACUGUCAGGAGGAAGUCAGCUCCAUCUGGGAGACACUGAGGCAGGACUCCAGGAAGAUGCGCUUCCAAGGGAGUCUGUUCGACCUGUGUAGCCCCAGCUCUUCUCCCAGCAUAAGUUCACCUCUUGCUGCACUUACCCUGCCACUGAUAGGCAUGCUGAUCACGACUGGGCCCUGUUGGUCCUUAGUAUAA